AUGCACUCUUCCAGCGACUUUUUGUCAACCUCUUGGGAGCUUAUGGUGCUCGUGGACAACUCCAAUGGAGAAGAGCUGAAAGCAGUCUCGCUGAGAGUGUCGGGAGAUCUGCAUGUGGGAGGAGUGAUGCUCAAGUUAGUAGAAAAAAUCAACAUAUCCCAAGACUGGUCAGACUUUGCCCUUUGGUGGGAACAGAAGCGCUGCUGGCUUCUGAAAACUCACUGGACACUGGACAAAUGUGGAGUUCAGGCGGAUGCAAAACUCCUCUUCACCCCUCAACAUAAAAUGCUUCGCCUUCGCCUGCCAAAUGUGAAGACGGUGCGAUUACGCGUCAGCUUCUCCGCCGUGGUUUUUAAAGCUGUCAGUGAUAUCUGCAAAACCCUGAAUAUUAGAAGAUCGGAAGAACUUUCUUUGUUAAAGCCUUCUGGUGAUUAUUUUAAAAAGAAGAAGAAAAAAGACAAAAAUAAUAAGGAGCCCAUCAUUGAAGAUGUUUUGAACUUGGAGAGUUCUCCAACAAUUUCAGGUUCACCAGUAAGUCCUGGUUUAUAUAGUAAAACCAUGACACCUACCUAUGACCCGGUCAAUGGAACACCUGCAUCAUCCACCAUGACUUGGUUCAGUGACAGUCCCUUGACAGAACAAAACUGCAACAUCCUCGCGUUCAGCCAACCUCCCCAGUCCCCAGAAGCACUUGCCGAAAUGUUCCAGCCUCGGUCUCUGAUUGACAAAGCCAAGCUCAAUGCCGGUUGGCUGGACUCUUCACGUUCCCUUAUGGAGCAAGGCAUCCAGGAGGAUGAGCAGCUACUCUUACGAUUUAAAUACUACACCUUCUUUGACUUGAAUCCCAAAUAUGAUGCUGUUCGAAUUAACCAACUCUAUGAGCAAGCACGGUGGGCCAUUGUCUUGGAAGAAAUCGACUGUACAGAGGAAGAAAUGUUGAUCUUUGCAGCACUACAGUACCACAUCAGCAAGCUGUCACUGUCAGCAGAAACACAAGAUUUUACCCAAGAGCCCGAAGUCGAUGAAGUGGAAGCCGCACUUUCUAACUUGGAAGUUGCACUGGAAGGUGGCAAAGCAGACAGCACUUUGGAGGACAUUACUGAUAUUCCUAAACUUGCAGAUAAUCUCAGAUUAUUUAGGCCAAAGAAGCUAAUGUUAAAAGCCUUCAAACAAUAUUGGUUUGUCUUUAAAGAUACAUCCAUUGCCUACUUUAAAAAUAAGGAACUUGAGCAAGGAGAACCCAUAGAAAGACUAAAUCUUAGAGGCUGUGAAGUUGUGCCAGAUGUGAAUGUAUCAGGGAGAAAAUUUGGAAUCAAAUUAUUAAUCCCUGUUGCUGAUGGUAUGAAUGAAGUUUAUCUGAGAUGUGAUCACGAGGAUCAAUAUGCCCAGUGGAUGGCUGCGUGUAUCUUGGCAUCAAAGGGAAAAACCAUGGCAGACAGCUCCUACCAGCCAGAGGUCCUCAACAUUCUCUCCUUUCUAAAGAUGAAAAACCGGAACUCAACUUCUCAGGUGACGUCUAGUCUCGAAAACCUGGACAUGAACCCAGAAUGCUUUGUGUCACCUCGGUGUGCCAAAAAACACAAGUCUAAACAGCUCGCAGCCCGGAUUCUUGAAGCCCACCAGAACGUGGCCCAGAUGCCGCUGGUGGAAGCCAAGUUGCGAUUCAUCCAGGCGUGGCAGUCUCUACCUGAAUUUGGCCUCACCUACUACCUCGUCAGAUUUAAAGGAAGCAAGAAAGAUGACAUUCUAGGAGUUUCAUAUAACAGGUUGAUUAGAAUCGACGUCGUCACAGGGGUUCCAAUUACAACAUGGAGAUUCACAAACAUGAAGCAGUGGAAUGUAAAUUGGGAAAUCCGGCAGGUGGCGAUCGAGUUCGACCAGAACGUGUCCAUCGCCUUCACCUGCCUGAGCGCCGACUGCAAGGUCGUUCAUGAGUACAUCGGGGGCUACAUUUUCCUGUCCACUCGCUCCAAGGACCAGAACGAAACCCUGGAUGAAGACCUGUUCCACAAGUUGACAGGGGGCCAGGAGUGA
This is a messenger RNA of Suncus etruscus (white-toothed pygmy shrew), 2034 nucleotides long. RefSeq names its product FERM domain containing kindlin 1 (gene FERMT1). Gene Ontology annotation, biological process: integrin-mediated signaling pathway; cell-matrix adhesion. NCBI's taxonomy places the organism in Eukaryota, Metazoa, Chordata, Mammalia, Eulipotyphla, Soricidae. Gene Ontology annotation, molecular function: integrin binding. Gene Ontology annotation, cellular component: focal adhesion. The transcript is spliced from 14 exons. The record is from RefSeq and is a predicted model, not a curated record. Bases 1 to 2034 code for a protein of 677 amino acids.